GAAGUUGUCGUAGAGUCUCCCUCCUGCUGCCACCGGUCACAGAUCGCAUAAUUCGCCACUUGUCUUAUUCAAGGACACCAGAGUCAAGGACAAGGGCCUUGACACACGACUAUCAAUGCUGCUCCGGAGAUGUCCGAGAAAAUGAUCGAGUCACCAGUCGAUGAUAAGAUUAAGAUAGGUAGUCUCAGUCCGCAUCCGAUAUGCUCCCGCUCAAUAUUCCGUUCGUAUUCAGUAUGCCAUAGGGAUUUCGUGUUACCCGCCCUCGACGCUCUUUACACCCUCAGCAAAUCGCCCAGAUCUCCCAAUGCGGCGAUACGAUGACGGCUCCCGUUUGUUAUUAGGGACAUACGAAAUCGCAAAAGUCUUCAAAAUGCCACUGUCGGGCGAAUUCCGAAUUCCGGUCUUUCGGAUCGAGGAGAAGGAUGGCAUAGACACAAGCGUCGUAUGGGGGUGCACUGGUCUAGCCGGGUACUGCAGUCCACAGAGUGUCGUGCAGCUGACUGACGAGGAGAGGGUAGUGCUCAUUGGGAUCGCCCAGCGAGCAGUUGGCAAAGUAAUCGCAUACGGAAAGUUCAUUAAAAGUAUUUCAACUAGGA
Messenger RNA from Mycena citricolor, 596 nucleotides. The record is from the annotation of a GenBank genome assembly. NCBI's taxonomy places the organism in Eukaryota, Fungi, Basidiomycota, Agaricomycetes, Agaricales, Mycenaceae.